UCGAUAAGCCGUUGCAUACACCGUGUGACUGACGCAAUCAACAAUUCAAUGUUUACCUCCAAAGUGAAGUUCCCUAUGACGCAACUGGAGUGCCAAGCGGCAAAGGAAAUUUUUGCGUCUGCACCUUCACCAUUUGUAGCAGGAACUAUCGGUGCAAUCGACUGCACCCAUGUUGCAAUUUUGGCUCCCAAAAAUAAUGAAUCAAAUUAUGUCAAUCACCAUGGGUACCAUUCGAUGAACGUGCAAAUGAUAUGUGAUCCAAAUCUUAAAAUUUUAAACGUGAAUGCAAAAUUUCCGGGAGCACGACAUGAUUCGUUUAUUUGGAGCUUCUCUGCAGCGCGUCGGGUCAUGCAGCGAUCAUUUGAAACUGGAAAUCACAACACGUUUUUGAUAGGCGAUUCUGGAUACCCGCUGGAGCCAUGGCUGAUGACACCUUUACCAAACGAGCCAGAAGGAACACCAAAGUUUCGCUACAACGAGGCGCUAUGUAAAGCACGUAACCCGAUCGAGAGACUCUUUGGCGUCCUUAAAGGCACAUGGCGGUGCUUAUCACGGCAAAGAGUACUUUUGUAUGACCCCGGCUUUGCUGGCCGAGUAGUUAACGCGUGCGCAACAUUGCAUAACGUUCGUUUGGNACGUGCGCAACAUUGCAUAACGGUCGUUUGGGCG
This is a messenger RNA of Rhagoletis zephyria (snowberry fruit fly), 669 nucleotides long. Its product is annotated as putative nuclease HARBI1. Lineage: Eukaryota; Metazoa; Arthropoda; Insecta; Diptera; Tephritidae. The record is from RefSeq and is a predicted model, not a curated record.